Molecule: messenger RNA, 1281 nt
Organism: Corticium candelabrum
Lineage: Eukaryota; Metazoa; Porifera; Homoscleromorpha; Homosclerophorida; Plakinidae
Exons: 1
Coding region: 620-1033 (137 amino acids)
Source: RefSeq, a predicted model, not a curated record
UAUAACAGAUGUAAACAACAAUAACAACAAUAAUAUUAUAACAGAGGUAAACAACAAUAACAAUAAUAGUAUAACAGAUGUAAACAACAAUAACAACAAUAAUAGUAUAACAGAUGUAAACAACAAUAAUAACAAUAACAGUAUAGCAGAUGUAAACAACAAUAAGAACAAUAAUAGUAUAACAGAGGUAAACAACAAUAAUAACAAUAACAGACUUUACAAACCAGACUGAUCUGGUUGAGCACGACAUAGUAUAACAGAUGUAAACAACAGUACCAACAAUAAUAGUAUAGCAGAUGUAAACAAUAAUAGUAUAACAGAUGUAAACAACAAUAACAACAAUAAUAGUGUAACAGAUGUAAACAACAACAAUAACGAUAAUAGCAAUAAUAGCAAGUUCUCUGCUUUCUGAAAACCCUCGCAUCGGCUGUGGUGUGAGCAAAAUCCUCCUCUGGCUGACGUCUCUGAGCAGCGUUUGGCAGACCAGAAACGAUAUCUCCUAACUUCUGGAAGUCUGACUGAAUCAGAAUUGGAGGAGAUUAAACGCGAGUCCGCACAGGAUGGAAAGCCCGUCUCAGGUUGGUUAUCUGUUACGACUGAUGUUUGUCCUGGUGUGCAGAUGUCGGCGUUGGAUGUGGUUUCUGCUCUAUCAGCUGAUAGUUCAGCUGUCACGCCUUUGCUUGACAAUGUGUCACCUUGCAUGGCUUCAGUCAGGAUGGCGCCUGCUGCACGUGGAGGGAAACCUGUCGUGUCAAUGACGCAAGAAGAUCAUGAGUUUGCUAAUCACUUGGAAGAUGGCUCUCUUGUUCAGUCAGUCACUGUUCUCUCUAAGGACUGCUCAUCUGCAAGAGAUAGUGGUGAUAUCUUAUCCGUAGAUGACACUUUGGAUUCAGCUCAGUGCAGUGCUAUCAGGGAAUCACCAUCCCCUUGUGACUUUGUGAGCUCUGAUCUGAUGACUACACAUCCUAGUAUAGCUUCUCGUCUAGAAAGGAUGGAAACUCCUACAUGUCAACUCAGUCCAGACUGCUGCUAAACGGAGGAUGGUCUUUCGCUUGAUAGUGAUGCUGCUGUGAACCCUGCACUUCGUCGAGAGUUUCUUGAGGAGUUGCAGAAAGUCAGGCAAAUUUCUAUCUGUGAGAGACAACGCCUUCCAAGGAUCUUUGUGAACAGUGGAACCCUGAAACUUAUUGGUGAUCUUAACACGAUCAUCAGUUCGUUGAAGGAUGAACCUGAUAUGAGUGAAAUCAGUUACCUGGUAUACUCUGCUGCUUCGCUAGUGUC